CAACACAGACUUGUUUGAUAAGAAGAGACUGAUUUAGCUGGCAGAAGAAAGUGAAAGUAUCUCUAAAUAAGGGACGGAGGCGACAUUACUGCCUUUUCAGACGGUUUAGAAAUGAUUUAUUGUUAUUUCCUCGCCGUUUGGAUCCUUACCUCGUCGGCAGUUGCUGGAAAACAGAAAACACAAUAUGGACUCGUGGGUGAGACAGUCAACUUCAGGACGGAUAUCAGAGACCGCCUUGAUGACAUUCUGUGGAAACACAAUGGGAAUAAAGUGGUACAAUUUGAUGGCAAAGAGCAAAUUGAAUACAGUCAAUUUCAAAAGAGGGUCACCCUCGACUGGGGCUCUGCAGACCUGGAAAUCAACCAACUGACACACAGUGACAGUGGACAAUAUGAAUUGGAUGUGGGAAAGGAAAGUGGUGUUAUUCGUCUUAACUUUGAAUUGAAGGUCCUAGACAGAGUAACCAAGCCCACCAUAACCUGUGACAUGAGCGAUGGCAGCAGCUCUGACAAAUCAGGAAGUGAAGCCACACUGAUGUGCUCUGCACACUCAUCACAAUCCUUAAACUACACGUGGAGCCAACCUGGAAAAAUUCAGCCUGGCCAGAUAUUAUCGAUACCUCUAGGGACAGAACAUGAUGAUAAAGUAUACAGCUGUACUGCGAGCAACCAAUUGUCCAAAGAAAUAGCUACAUUCACUGCAAAGGAUUGCUACCCUGUUGGAGCCUCAACAGGACUCAUUACUGGACUGAUUAUUGGCGUGAUAGCACUACUCUUGUGUGUUUUGGGUGCAGUGUUCUGUGCAGUAAAGCAUAAAGCAUGUUUUGCAAAAAAGGAGAAAACCGCUGCGGAACAGCCACAUAGUGAUCAUGAAUCUGAUCAACCAUCAGACCCUCUUCUUCAUAGAAGAGAAACAAGGCCCUGUUCCCAACGGCUUCACCAUUCGGAAGAAACUGUGAAGAAUAGCAAUUCUGAUCACAAAGAUGAAAAACACAAGAAGUUGGACCCACAAACUGGAAAAGUGAAGAAGAUUGUUCAAAACAUUGAACAAGGACUGAUAGAUCCAGUCUCUAUAGAAAAUGAAGUGGAAGAUAAUAGGAAAAAAGAAGACAGUAAAUCAGAUGACAUGACAAACACCAUUUCUAAACAGACAGAGUCAGAGAAAAGGGCAGAUGAGCAAACAUCGGUUUCACUUGAAAAUGGUAUUUGUCCAUCUGCAGUCCAGCCAAAUUCUCCUUUGAACAACGAGGCACCUGUUGCUGCGGAAGAUGUCAACUCACAACAGGCCCUUGGAAUAAAGAAAGAAAAUCAAUCAAUUGGCUCAGGUGAAAAAAAGAGUGUUGUCCACCAUUUCUGA
This is a messenger RNA of Pundamilia nyererei, 1356 nucleotides long. RefSeq names its product SLAM family member 8-like. Bases 112 to 1356 code for a protein of 414 amino acids. Gene Ontology annotation, cellular component: membrane. The transcript has 9 exons. Lineage: Eukaryota; Metazoa; Chordata; Actinopteri; Cichliformes; Cichlidae. The record is from RefSeq and is a predicted model, not a curated record.